CCUCAGAGCUGUAAGCAUACAUGAUUGGAGAGGGUUGAUGGUCAUCCUGUGGUAGGAUGAAUGACAACCAGGUUGCAGAUUUUAACAAGAUGCUCGAGGAUCUGGGUCACAUGAUCGGUGACUUGGAUAACCUUGAUGGGUCUGGUACGCAGUAAUUAUCAAACUAAAGCGGUUAGCAGAAACUGCCAGCGACAAAACAAUCGACGCAGUUGGACACUUCAGCCCAGAAGUCACACCACGCUAUUAUCAACGGGCUUUUAAUACGGAUAAGCGCUUUUUGUAGAUGCGCCAACGGAAAAGAUUUACCCAUGGUUUCAUACUCGAAGAACUCGAAAUACGAAGUUGCCAUAUCCUAACAAAGUACCAAGGGUGGGAAAGCAUCCAUAUCCAUCGGCAUAUCUUAGGAAGCCGAUGCGAUAUUUCGAUCGAAUUUGACCAGGAGCUUAUGCUCGACAGCCUAUUGGCGGAAUGUGACGACUGUGACGAUGAUAGGCCGCUGAUUCCCCCGCGGGAGCCCAUCGUUGCCAUGAAGCUUUCUCCUCCUCCGCAAAGGCAAAAAAAGUCCCUAAACACCCACAUGUGGGUCACCCUCCCUGAUAAGGAGUGUCUACCGUCAGGGGAGGUCGCCUCCGAUGGGGAAGUAACUGGGAAGUUCACCCAGAAGUCGGACUUCGAACAGGACGCUCCACAGUCGCCGGGCUCGAUGCCCAUCAAGGUAUUCAAUGAAGACAACAGCUCUGUAACGUUCAGCGUCGGUCAGAACACUACUGCAAUGGAGGCGUGCUACAAGCUGGUGCUACUAAACGCCAUCAAGGAGGAUCCCACAUGGGUCUUAGUGGAACAUCUAACGGAUCUUGGCAUCGAACGAAAUCUUGAAGAUCACGAAAAAGUGAUCGAUGUGUACAACUCGCUGGCUGGAAACUCAAAACUUCUUUUUAGAAAAGAUCCAACAAAAUACGACUUUUUCACGAACACGGCGAAAUACGCCGACACCAAAUUAUUUGAAGACGAAAAUACCGAGGACAAGGCGGUUUCCGAAAAGGCCCGAAAAGCGAAGAAAAUAUUAUUAAUGAAUCUCCUGAGUAAAUGCACAAGAGUUCCAGAAAUUUCCGACGUCCUCCACAUUAAAGAUUACACCAAGAAAUCUUGGACAAAAAAGUUUAUUAUUUUGCGGGGAUCCGGAUUGUACACCUCACAUAAAGGAAAAUCUAAGGCAUUCAAAGACCUCCAGUCGUUUGCGCAGUUCGAUGGCAACAACCUGUACACGAUGCUAAACGCUAAUAAAUCUCACAAGGCACCUACGAACUUCGCCUUUAGUCUCGCGCCUUCUGGUAAGGACGCUAAAGAAGUCAAGUGCUUCUGCGUAGAUGAAGAGAAAAUGUAUUUAGGCUGGCUACUCGGCAUUCGAUUGGCUAAGUAUGGGCCUCAACUUCGACAAAAUUACGAUGACAUGCUGAGAAAGUUUGCGAUUCUCGCCAGAUUGGAGCCGCUGCCACCGGUAAUGGAUACGCCUCCUCGGCCAGUGCCAACAGAAAGCCAGCCUGUCAAUCAAGAUUCGUUACCUAGUGACCGUGUUGCCAUGGAUUUUACUGGUACACGGGGCAAGCUCGUCACAAACUGUAAAGAGAUUGAGGAGUUGACGAAGCGACAAAAACCGCAACUUUCACGCCGACUGUCGGCAAAUCAUUUCAUCAGCAAUUCCUCGUCGACAGGUAAGGAACUUGCCGAAGAGUUCUGGUUCCACGGGCGCAUAUCUCACGAGGAGGCGCUAGUUCUUAUGAAAAGAGAGGGAUUCGAAGAUGGGUUGUUCCUGGUUCGAGAAAGUUGCAGUGUAUCCGAUGUAUACGUGUUAACGUUCUGUAUGAACAAAAAAGUCUUUCAUUGCCAGCUUGUGCAGGAUAUCGGACCUGGCAGCAAAAUGUACUAUCGACUGGACAAGGGUCCGGCAUUUCCGUCUAUCCUUGAAUUGAUCAGAUAUUAUCAAAGAAAGACAGUCAAUGGCAUCUCGGUGGCCCUAAGACGACCCUGUACCGUCAAGAGACGGCGGAAUUUCUCAUGUGUUUGACGACCAUUCGAAACUCCAGUCGCCAUAAGCACAGUGGGUGUUUAUUUUUUUUUAAAGGGGAGGGUACAUAUUAUGGCCAUGUUUGUAAUUAAUGUAUGGGGGAUUGCUCUGGUCUGAGAAAUUCCACAAAACCCUCCUCAGGGUGCAGACGAGUGCGUCACCAAGGUUACGCCGGUCUAGAAUAGAACUGGUGUGCCCCAGGGCAUAAAUGCUCUGUCAAUGAAACAAAGUUCGUUGCGUUAAUUAUGAAUAGUUCCCUAACAAGCUCCAGAUCGUCUGAAAAAAUGUUUUUUUUUUUUAUUUUUUUAAUAAAUGCUCUGUCUUUGUUAUGUUUUCUACUACCACUACAUGACCUGGACUAACCAGGCAAUUCAACAAGUGCUUGAUUCAGAAAAAGACACUACAUUCGAUCCUUUACAUAGGGAGCUAGUAUUCAGAAUGGAAAUUAGAAGCUUAUUUUGAAUGAAAUAAAAAGCAUUAAUAUGAAGCCAUGGUAUGUCCAAAGAAUUCAAAGAGUUCUUCAAAUAAAAUCCAAAAUCUCUAAAAUCUGAUCAUCAGGGGCGGUUCCAGGAGGGGCGGGGGGCGAAGCAAGAGUUUCAAGAAAGGGGGCGGAUUCAUUGUUCUUCUCUAUUUUUAAGCCAAAUAUCCGAAAAUAGGUGUGGGCGGGGCCCGCUCGGGCCACCCCUAGAUCCGCCCUUGAUCACUCCAUUCAUUUGUCAAAAAGCAUUUUCAAACUUACUUGCGUUCUGCAAAAGCCUAUUCAAGUCAGGCUGUCGAAGAAAUAUAUUUGAUUGAUUGUUAUAAAUAAUUUUUCAUUGUAUUUUCCCUGUUAUUAUUAUGUCUUUGUUGCAUAAUCGAAGAUCCAACGUACUUUGCGAGCGCUCCCAAAAGUCAAUUCCCGGGCAGGAUUUUCGUGGCCGAGAAAAAGAGCGCUGAAUCUUUGAGCAUGUUUUUGGUGUUGAUUGAUAAGCAUUGUAAAACACAAUUCUCUCUUUCCUUUAUAUAAUAAAAAUCAACAAACUUC
Nematostella vectensis (starlet sea anemone) is the source of this 3089-nucleotide messenger RNA. RefSeq names its product growth factor receptor-bound protein 10. The record is from RefSeq and is a predicted model, not a curated record. The transcript has 17 exons. The coding region runs from base 284 to 2065 and encodes 593 amino acids. Gene Ontology annotation, biological process: signal transduction. Lineage: Eukaryota; Metazoa; Cnidaria; Anthozoa; Actiniaria; Edwardsiidae.